This is a messenger RNA of Vicugna pacos (alpaca), 1910 nucleotides long. RefSeq names its product GDNF family receptor alpha like (gene GFRAL). Lineage: Eukaryota; Metazoa; Chordata; Mammalia; Artiodactyla; Camelidae. Gene Ontology annotation, molecular function: signaling receptor activity. The record is from RefSeq and is a predicted model, not a curated record. Gene Ontology annotation, cellular component: signaling receptor complex; external side of plasma membrane. Gene Ontology annotation, biological process: nervous system development.
CAUAGGAAACUGACUUGAAUCGGUGAUGCUCUUCGGAAGCAAGAGCGGAAGCCGAAGCCUUAUUCUGGGCAGUUACUGGUAAGAAGGUGGUAGGAGUAAACACGUCUGCUUUUCUUCCAGGUGAGCAGCCCCGAGGUGUCCACCAUGAUGGUCUUCAUUUUCUUCGCUGUGGGGCUGUGCUUGGGCAAUGAGUCCCCUUCCCAAACCACCGACUGCACGUAUUUAAGAGAGCGCUGCCUAAGUGAUGCUAACGGAUGCGAAGGCGCCUGGAGGAAAAUGGAGGAUGCCUGCCAUGUGCCAGGAGACCCCCGCCGGAUGAAGGAGCCAUUCAGCUGUAACCUGAGCAUCCAGUCCUUAGUGGAAAGCGACUUCCAAUUUAACGAUUGUCUCUGUUCUGAUGACCUCUAUUGUACUGUCAACAAACUGCUUGGGAAGAACCGCAUCAAUGAAUCAGAUAACGUGAAAGAGGAUAAUAAAUUCAAGGAGAAUCUAAUGACUCUUUCCUAUCAUGGAAAUGUUUCUCGAUGGUCCUGUUUGGAGGUGGCAGAGACCUGUGUAGGGGACAUGCUCUGUAAUGCACAGUUGGCCCUGUACCUGAAAGCUUGCUCAACAAAUGGAAAUCCGUGCAACGUGAAACACUGCCAGGCGGCCAUACGGUUCUUCUAUCAAAAUGCGCCUUUUAACAUUGCCCAGAUGUUGGCUCUGUGUGACUGUGCUCAGUCUGAUAUCCCUUGUCAGCAGUCCAGAGCAGCUCUUCACAGCAAGCCAUGUGCGGUGAGCAGAGUUCCAGCCCCGACCUGCCUCGAUGUAAUUCACAGCUGCCAAAAUGAGGAAUUAUGCAGGAGGCGCUAUGGACCAUUUCAGGCAAAGUGCUGGCCGCACGUGACUAGAAGAUGCCAUGAGGAUGAGGUCUGCAUCAGUACUUUAAGCAAGCAGGACCUCACUUGCUCCGGAAGUGAUGACUGCAAAGCAGCUUACAUUGGUACUCUUGGGACAGUCCUCCAAGUGCGGUGCACCUGUAGGACCACUACCCAAAGUGAAGAAUCUUUGUGCAAGAUUUUCCAGCAUAUGCUUCAUAGAAAAUCAUGUUUCAAUUAUCCAACUCUGUCUGAUGUCCAAGGAAUUGCGUUGCGUAAAAGUAAACGUGCGAAGGAAAUAACUCGCAGUGGCUUUCACUCCCCCUUCAAUGGAGAAGUCAUCUACGCUGUCAUGUGCAUGACCAUCACCUGCGGAAUCCUUCUCUUGGUUAUGUUCAAGAUGAGAACCUUCAGAAUAUCAAGUCAAACGAGAGAUCCUUCGCCAAUCCAAAUACCUGGAGGACUCAUGAUUCAUUCACUAAGAGUCACCGAUCAUUAACAAUCACUGUCUUUAAAGCAAGUCUGGGUAGCCAGUCAACGGAAUAUCCUACCCAUCAUCAAUAAAGAAAAUGUUAAGAUGGAUUUACUGAUCCUGGAGUCUGAAGUAUAAUAAUGUAAGGUAUAAUAGUAUGGCAUGACAUUAGAUUUAUUGUUUUCUUAAAAUAUUCAAGCCUAAUUAUACAGUGGUAUAUUUUAUGGCACUAGUACAGAAUUACAGAAUUACCCUUGAAGGCAAAAAGUAUUAUUCUAAGUUAUACUCUGUGUGAUUUGUUUCAUAAUAAAUGUGAAUCCACAUAAUACUAGUUAGGUGCAUCAUAAUAUGACGGUAUUAUAAUUAGCAGAGGUUUUCCUGGUCAGUUUCAUAAGUUCCUAUUACCUUAUCAAAAGGAAAAUGCUAAUAAAAAUAUUCAGUGCAUUUGUUAUUUGUAUAUCCAUUUCCAAAUCACUUACUAAAUCAUUCGCAUUGACUUUAAGUUUCUAAAUAUAUUUGAUUAGAUGAUUAGUCUUAAAAAUCAGAAGUGAUAUCUUCAGAUUUCUGUACUUUGAAGAUUG